CAGAAUAUAUCGCAAGUUAUAUCAAGCAUGCAAGAAGCAGAAGAAAAUGAAGACAUUAUUGUAUCUGACGGAGAAGUGUCUCGAAGCUUUCAACCGAGAUCCGAUAGUAACGAACGAGAGGAGAAGACUGGCUUUAUAGACAGUGAACCCCGUAAAUCGUCUGAUAGGAAAACUUCCUACAUGUCCAGAUUAAAAACAGACUCCGCCUAUAAAGAAAACGUUAUUGUUAGUCUGGUUUUAUGCUGGACCUUUGUCACCUUGGGGUGGGCGUCUGCACAAUUUGGACCAGCUUUCCUCGACCUUCAACUUAUUACAAGGACAAAUGUGAAGAAAGCGUGCGGUAAUAGUUAUUGAUUCUAAUCUUAUCUCACAGGUGGAAACGCUCUUCUCAUGUACACUUGGGGGCGAGAAGGGAACUCCUUCAUGCAGGCUUUACACUUCUCCUUCGCCAUUGGUGGUAUCGUGUCUCCGUUGGCGACUUCACCUUUCCUCCUGGACACACCUGAGGAUUCAAAUUACACAUUUACCACUGAUGACACGCACAUCUCUCCGUAUAGUGACUACAAUAUCAACGUGUCUUACUAUACAAACACUACUAUUAUCAAUUCUAGUAUUUUUGAUAAUGCUUCUUUUUCACUCACCAACGACCUAGAUAAAUCCAGAUUGUAUAUAGCGUACUGCAUAACUGCAGCAAUGAACAUAUCUUGUACGAUACCGUUGUUUAUUAUGUAUUUAAGAUCACUUAAACAACAAAGACUUAAUUCAAAAAAGAAAACAGCCGUUAAUCGGAUAACGAGGGAGCAUACUUUUGGAUUUAAAAUUCUAAUUCUCGUUUGUCUGUGUCAGUUUAUGGCAGUGUACUGUGCCAUGGAGGAAACAUUCACUGCAUAUUUUGCAUCGUUCUGCGUAACACAGUUGGCCUGGUCAAAGGUCCAAGGAUCCUACGCCACAUCGCUGUACUGGGCUGUCUUCGGGCUCGCCCGCUUCUCGGGAAUUUGGGUGGUAAAAUAUGUUUCCCCCACAAAAAUAAUUUGUGUGUUAACCAUUGUUCUGUGUGUUGAUUUAGGAGUGUUGUAUGUUUCUUCAAGUUUCUCGAUUGAUGGAGGUAUCUGGGCAUGCGCAGUUUUCACGGGAGCAUCAAUGUCCCUAAUCUAUCCAUCCCUGAUCUUGUUGACAGAAGACAAACUACUUCCGGUUUCGGGCAAAAUAAUGUCCCUCUUUAUUAUGGCAUCGUCAGGUGGUACUAUAGCUAACCCAAUCAUUUUAGGAUACUUAAUGGAAACCUUCACACCUAUGUGGUUCACAUACCUGUUGUUUGGGGAGAGCGUAGUGUUGAUUAUUCUAUUCCUCGUCCUAGUACUGAUAGCGAGGCUGUCGGAAUCUAGAUUUAAUGUCAGUAAAUCGCGUGGCAUUGUCAAAGAGGAAACAGCGAACGAACAUGUUUAAGGAAAUGAGAGGUUACCGGGGUAAAAACACUUGUGAAUGAAUACAGAUUUGUGCACGGUAGACCUUUAAGUGCCUUUUACACCCUUAGAUCAGAGAGAUGGUCAGUUAUCGUGCCCUCCGUAUGUUCUAAUCUCUUUUAUUGUAUAUUGAUGCCAAGUUUGGCCAAAAUUGGACUUGUUUGGUUUUUGUAAGUUGAGGGAUGCUGUGUCACCUGUCCCAUAUUUGUGACUUCACAGUACACUGAGUUCGUCUGUUUCACUAAUUAAAAGUGUCCACGUGUUAAACAUGUAUGUACAAAUAUUAACAAUCCGAUUUUAAUAAUUGAUCUAUCAGCUUAUAGAAGUAAACAAUGCUCUCUUUCUGCACGUUCUCUUAAUAAAGUAAACGUUAUAAAUUUCGCCAUUUCCAAUCGGCUUUAAUAUCCUUCAGAAUCAACCAAUUUUCAUUUCCCGCAUAGUGUUAAAUGUAGAACUUUGGAUAAGGACGUGUAGCGUUAAUCACUUUGGUACAAUUUUCAUGAGAAUUACACAACAAAAUAUAGACCGAAGUUCAGUG
Molecule: messenger RNA, 2001 nt
Organism: Pecten maximus
Lineage: Eukaryota; Metazoa; Mollusca; Bivalvia; Pectinida; Pectinidae
Product: sodium-dependent glucose transporter 1-like
Exons: 2
Coding region: 391-1446 (351 amino acids)
Source: RefSeq, a predicted model, not a curated record